This is a messenger RNA of Aegilops tauschii subsp. strangulata, 519 nucleotides long. The record is from RefSeq and is a predicted model, not a curated record. NCBI's taxonomy places the organism in Eukaryota, Viridiplantae, Streptophyta, Magnoliopsida, Poales, Poaceae.
AUGCCCAUCUGCACUCCUCCGCAUGCUCAGGACACCACCACCACGCACCCAGCGGAGCAGGGAAGCCAGCUCCACCUGCAGGGAAGCCAGCACCGACCGCCGACGCCCGGAGCCGCCUGCGAGAACCUACAGCCGGCCGCCGCCCCUGGAAGCCAGAUCCAGAUGCGACACAGCCGACCGAGGCCAACUGAGCGCCCGGGAGCAGCACCAGCACGCGAAGCCCGACGCCGCCGAGCCACCACCACAGCGUCGAAGAGGCAGCCGCCGUCGCACGCCCCCGAGGACGGACCCCCAGAUCCAACACGACGGCUCCGCCCCUCCUCUGGCGAAGCGGCCGCGAGAUGCAGCAGAAGCGUCCCGCCGCCACCUUCCUCGGAGCGCGCGCGGCGUUCGCCGGCGGCCUCCUCGGGUGGCGGCAAGAGUGGGAAGACGAGGGAGUGGAACGCGGUGGCGCUAGAGGGGUUCCCCCGUGUCGCCAGAGGAGGAGCGACGGGCAAAUUUGACAAAUUUGACCUAUAG